GUGCGGGCCAAAUUUACUGUUGAUGAUUACAGUCACUAUUUUUUUACUCCUUGCAUUCUUACUCAGUGGGUUCUUGGCUUAUUCAGAUAUGAUUUAGAAGGAGGAUCCGGAAACCAUCCACUAGAUUAUAUGUUAGAAAUUGUAGCUUAUGAAGCACGGCGCUUAUUUCGUGACAAAAUUGCUGGUGCAAAGGAACUUCAUGUAUUUGACAACAUUUUAACAUCAGUGUUUCAAGGAGAUUGGGGCUCAGAUAUAUUAGAUAAUAUGGCAGAUAAUUUCUAUGUUACAUGGGGAGCUAGACAUAUUUCAGGACCAAGGGUAGCCCUAGGACAACCAUUGCCUCCACAUGGAAAACCGCUUGGAAAACUAAACUCUGCAGAUCUCAAGGAUGUUAUUAAAAAGGGUCUUAUUCAUUAUGGACGAGAUAACCAGAAUUUAGAUAUUUUACUUUUCCAAGAAGUCCUGGAGUAUAUGUCUAGGAUAGAUAGAGUGCUGAGUUUCCCUGGAGGUUCACUUCUAUUAGCAGGACGCAGUGGUGUAGGUCGUCGGACCAUCACUUCUUUAGUCAGUCAUAUGCAUGGAGCAGUGCUGUUUUCUCCAAAGAUUUCCAGAGGAUAUGAACUAAAGCAGUUUAAAAAUGAUCUCAAACAUGUACUGCAUCUUGCAGGAAUCGAAGCACAGCAGGUAGUUUUGCUUCUUGAGGAUUACCAGUUUGUACAUCCUACAUUUUUGGAGAUGAUUAAUAGCCUUUUGUCUUCAGGAAUACCCAUAACUCGUAUAUUUGAGUGUAUACCUGAAAUGUUAUUCAGUGAAACAAGUGAUGAAGAAAAAUAUAGCGACAAAAAAAGAAAAGAAGAAAACAAAAAAAAUUCAGUUGAUCCUGAUUUUCUAAAAUCAUUUUUGUUAAUCCACGAGUCUUGUAAAGUACAUGGUGCUACACCAAGCCGAUAUAUGACCUUUUUACAUGUGUAUUCUGCCAUUAGUAGCAGCAAGAAAAAGGAAUUACUAAAAAGACAAAGUCAUUUGCAGGCUGGUGUAUCUAAACUAAAUGAAGCAAAAGCUCUUGUGGAUGAACUUAACAGAAGAGCUGGAGAACAAAGUGUAUUACUUAAAACUAAGCAAGAGGAAGCAGAUGCUGCCCUUCAAGAGAUCACAGUAUCAAUGCAGGAUGCGAGUGAACAAAAGACAGAACUUGAAAGACUGAAGCACAAAAUAGCAGAAGAAGUUGUUAAGAUUGAAGAAAGAAAAAAUAAAAUUGAUGAUGAAUUAAAAGAAGUACGGCCUCUAGUCAGUGAAGCUAAGCUAGCUGUUGGAAACAUUAAGCCAGAAUCUCUUUCAGAAAUACGCUCACUACGCAUGCCACCUGAUGUAAUCAGAGACAUUCUGGAAGGAGUUUUAAGGUUGAUGGGUAUCUUUGAUACGUCUUGGGUGAGCAUGAAAAGUUUCCUUGCAAAAAGAGGUGUGAGAGAAGACAUAGCAACAUUUGAUGCACGAAAUAUCCCAAAGGAAAUUAGAGAGAGUGUUGAAGAACUUCUUUUUAAAAAUAAAGGAUCUUUUGAUCCAAAGAAUGCUAAGCGUGCCAGUACUGCAGCUGCACCUUUGGCUGCCUGGGUUAAAGCCAAUGUCCAGUAUUCCCAUGUCUUGGAACGAAUUCAGCCUUUGGAAACUGAACAAGCAGGUUUAGAAUCGAAUUUGAAGAAAACUGAAGACAGAAAAAGGAAACUAGAAGAGCUUCUUAAUUCUGUUGGUCAAAAGGUAUCAGAACUCAAAGAGAGAUUUCAGAGCAGGACUUCAGAAGCUGCCAAACUUGAAGCUGAAGUAAGCAAAGCACAAGAAACAAUCAAAGCUGCAGAAGUUUUAAUUAAUCAGCUCAAUAGAGAACACAAGAGAUGGAAUGCACAGGUUGUGGAGAUAACAGAGGAGUUAGCUACUCUUCCUAAAAGAGCUCAGCUAGCGGCUGCGUUUAUUACAUAUCUUUCUGCUGCUCCUGAAUGUCUGAGAAAAACCUGUUUGGAAGAGUGGACCAAAUCAGCUGGUCUUGAAAAAUUUGAUCUGAGGAGAUUUCUUUGUACUGAAAGUGAACAGUUAAUUUGGAAAAGUGAAGGCCUACCAUCAGAUGACCUUUCCAUAGAAAAUGCUCUUGUUAUAUUACAGAGUCGAGUAUGCCCAUUUCUUAUAGACCCUUCUUCNUUUUUUGCCACAAUAAAAAAUGUUAAAGAUAGUAACUUUAUUACAGCUCUUGAGUUGGCAGUGCGUUUUGGGAAAACCCUUAUUAUACAAGAGGUGGAUGGUGUAGAGCCUGUUCUUUAUCCAUUGUUGAGACGAGAUCUGGUUGCUCAAGGGCCACGUUAUGUGGUACAAAUAGGUGACAAAAUUAUUGACUACAAUGAAGAAUUCCGCCUUUUUUUGUCAACAAGAAACCCAAAUCCCUUUAUUCCUCCUGAUGCAGCUUCGAUCGUUACUGAAGUUAACUUUACUACAACAAGAAGUGGAUUACGAGGGCAGCUUUUGGCUUUAACCAUUCAGCAUGAGAAGCCUGACUUAGAGGAACAGAAAACAAAACUAUUACAAGAGGAAGAAGAUAAGAAAAUACAGCUAGCCAAGCUUGAGGAAUCUCUUUUAGAGACACUUGCCACAUCUCAAGGCAAUAUUUUGGAAAAUAAAGAUCUGAUUGAAUCUUUGAAUCAGACAAAAUCAAGCAGUGCACUCAUUCAAGAGUCACUUGAAGAAUCUUACAAACUCCAAAUUUCCCUUGAUCACGAGCGGGAUGCCUAUCUCCCUCUGGCUGAGAGUGCCAGCAAGAUGUACUUCAUUAUCUCUGACCUUUCCAAAAUUAAUAACAUGUACCGUUUUAGUUUGGCUGCAUUUCUCCGACUUUUCCAAAGAGCUCUGCAAAACAAACAGGAUUCUGAAAAUAUGGAACAGAGAAUCCAGUCUCUCAUCAGCUCAUUAAAGCAUAUGGUUUAUGAAUAUAUAUGCCGUUGUCUAUUUAAGGCUGAUCAGUUGAUGUUCGCUUUGCAUUUUGUUCGAGGCAUGCAUCCUGAACUUUUUCAAGAAAACGAAUGGGAUACAUUUACAGGUGUGGUUGUUGGAGACAUGCUGCGAAAAGCUGACUCUCAACAAAGAAUACGUGAUCAACUUCCAUCUUGGAUAGAUCAGGAAAGAAGCUGGGCAGUGGCAAUGCUAAAGAUUGCUCUCCCCAGUCUUUAUCAGACCCUCUGCUUUGAAGAUGUAGCUUUGUGGCGUCCUUACUGUCACAAUUCAAUGUGUGAACAAGAGUUUCCAUCUAGUCUUGCAAAGAAAGUUUCCUUAUUUCAGCAGGUUCUUGUAGUACAGGCUCUAAGACCUGACAGAUUGCAAAGUGCCAUGGCUCUAUUUGCAUGUAAAACUCUGGGACUGAAAGAAUUGUCCCCACUUCCUCUAAAUCUCAAACGUUUAUACAAAGAGACCCUAGAAAUUGAACCCAUCUUAAUAAUUAUUUCCCCGGGUGCUGAUCCCUCUCAAGAACUUCAAGAACUUGCUAAUGCUGAAAGAAGUGGAGAGUGUUAUCACCAGGUUGCCAUGGGUCAAGGUCAAGCUGACUUAGCAAUUCAAAUGCUAAAAGAAUGUGCCCGAAAUGGAGACUGGCUCUGUUUGAAGAACUUACAUCUUGUUGUAUCUUGGCUGCCAGUUUUGGAAAAGGAAUUGAAUACCCUUCAACCUAAAGAUACCUUUCGUCUUUGGCUCACUGCUGAAGUUCAUCCCAACUUUACUCCUAUUUUACUACAGUCAAGUUUGAAGAUAACAUAUGAGUCACCUCCAGGCUUGAAGAAGAAUUUAAUGCGUACUUAUGAGUCUUGGACUCCUGAGCAAAUUAGCAAAAAAGAUAAUAUACAUCGAGCUCAUGCUCUUUUCAGUUUUGCAUGGUUUCAUGCUGCAUGUCAAGAAAGAAGAAAUUAUAUUCCACAGGGUUGGACCAAGUUUUAUGAGUUUUCUUUAUCUGAUCUUCGGGCUGGGUACAACAUCAUUGACAGACUCUUUGAUGGUACCAAAGAUGUACAAUGGGAAUUUGUACACGGUUUACUUGAAAAUGCUAUUUAUGGAGGACGUAUAGAUAACUAUUUUGACCUUAGAGUUCUUCAAUCAUACCUGAAACAGUUUUUUAAUUCUUCAGUAAUUGAUGUAUUAAACCAAAAGAACAAGAAAAGCAUUUUUCCGUAUUCCAUAUCUCUACCAAAAUCCUGCAGCAUUUUGGACUAUCGUGCUAUCAUUGAAAAACUUCCAGAGAAUGACAAACCUAGUUUCUUUGGUCUGCCUGCCAACAUUGCUCGUUCAUCUCAGCGCAUGAUCAGUUCUCAGGUUAUUUCACAGUUGAGGAUCUUGGGCAGAUCAGUAACAGCUGGUAGCAAAUUUGAUAGAGAAAUCUGGUCUAAUGAACUCUCUCCUGUCCUCAAUCUAUGGAAGAAACUAAACCAGAAUUCAAGCUUGAUACAUCAGAAAGUGUCUCCUCCUAAUGAUCGGCAAGGAUCUCCAAUAUUAUCAUUCAUUGUUCUUGAACAAUUUAAUGCCAUUCGUUUAGUACAAAGUGUUCAUCAGUCUCUUGCUGCUCUCAGCAAAGUCAUCAGAGGAACUACCUUAUUGAGUUCAGAAGUACAGAAAUUGGCAAGUGCUUUAUUAAACCAAAAGUGUCCUCUCACAUGGCAGAGCAAGUGGGAAGGCCCAGAAGAUCCCUUACAAUACCUUAGAGGUCUUGUAGCUCGUGCCCUUGCAAUACAGAACUGGGUAGAUAAAGCUGAAAAACAAGAUCUUCUCUCUGAUACACUUGACCUAUCAGAACUUUUCCACCCAGACACGUUUCUUAAUGCUCUUCGCCAAGAAACUGCAAGGGCAAUGGGUCGUUCUGUGGAUAGCCUUAAAUUUGUAGCCUCAUGGAAAGGUCGACUUCAAGAAGCAAAGCUGCAAAUUAAGAUUAGUGGCUUAUUCUUGGAAGGAUGCAGUUUUGAUGGAAAUAGACUUUCUGAAAAUCAGCAUGAUUCUCCUAGUGUGUCAUCAGUUCUCCCUUGUUUUAUGGGCUGGAUUCCACAGGAUGCAUAUGGUCCAUAUUCCCCUGAUGAGUGCAUCUCUUUGCCUAUUUACACAAGUGCUGAAAGGGAUCGUGUGGUAACCAAUAUCGAUGUUCCAUGUGGGGGCAACCAAGACCAGUGGAUUCAGUGUGGAGCAGCUCUGUUUCUGAAAAAUCAGUAGAUUCGAAUGACAACAAAGUCCGUCUUAGCAAAGUGAAACAUUUAUUAUAUAAGCUUUAAAUACAUUCUCAGUCUACAUUUGAAAUGUUAGUUCAAAAUAUUAUCAUACAGUUACUCUAUGUUGAUCUCAUUCAGUUUCUAUUAUAAUGUGUAAUAACAGCACUGUGCACCUUUUAAUGGAGUUAAUGUCAAAAUUGAGUAUUCCUUUGAUAACAUUAAAUAUUUCUGUGAGGAAGUUCACUUUU
Messenger RNA from Galeopterus variegatus (Sunda flying lemur), 5467 nucleotides. Its product is annotated as cytoplasmic dynein 2 heavy chain 1-like. The annotation marks the transcript as partial. Lineage: Eukaryota; Metazoa; Chordata; Mammalia; Dermoptera; Cynocephalidae. Gene Ontology annotation, biological process: microtubule-based movement. Gene Ontology annotation, cellular component: dynein complex. Gene Ontology annotation, molecular function: dynein intermediate chain binding; minus-end-directed microtubule motor activity; dynein light intermediate chain binding. The record is from RefSeq and is a predicted model, not a curated record. The transcript has 43 exons.